AUGUCGUUGCAAACCGAUCUGAACUUCAGCGGCACCAUUGAGGAGGAUUCCGAAGACAACACGAUAAUUAAAGACGCUUCGGAUGACCAAUCACAGGACCAAGAGGAUGCAGAGCAAUUCGACCAAUGUAUGGAGUCAGGCCAAGGGCCUGCAGACUCAUCUUCGCAAACGGCGCCUAUACAGAAGCGCCGUCGGGUGACGAGGGCGUGCGACGAAUGUCAGUGUACUUAUGACCAACCUUCGCAUCGACGGCGCAAUCCUGCUCCACAAUAUGUGGAGGCACUGGAGACUAAAUUGCGCCGAGCAGAAAUGCUGCUCCAGAAUUACGUACCAGAAGUAGAUCUAAAUGAUCCUUCGCUGGACUCCGCAUUACUCUCUCAAGAGGCACUCCCACAGAAGCAAGAAAAGGGGCUCGGCUUGCUGGGUCGAGGAGGGAACUGGAGCAGUAGGACUGCAAAGCAACAAAGCGUAGACGCGAAAACAGAUUCUCAAUUGGAGUCAAUGGUCGAAAUUACCGGAUCGCUAGAUCUAGAUGAUGAUGGCAACUGGGAUUUUUAUGGUCAUUCUUCUGGGCGCGUGUUCUUGCGCAAAAUGCGAGAGCAAUUUGGAACUUUGAUGGGCAAGACGUCAGACCCAAAAGCAUUUGCUAUGCCGCCUCAUAAAAAGAAGUCAAGCUCGCAACCGAUCAGCUCCCCCUCUUCAUCUGUCCAGUCACCCCUCGAGCCAAGGACGCCCUCAACUCAUGAUCUACCAUCAAAAGACUAUGCACGGCUAUUAUGCCAGAACGUGUUGGAUGAUGCCUGUGCGGUAUUGAGAUUCGUUCACCAGCCGACCUUCUAUGCCAUGUUCGAUCGCGUGUACGACUUGCCUCCUGAUAAUCAAGGCACUGAAGAGAUGAAAUUCCUUCCUUUAUUGUAUUCUGUGAUUGCUGUAGGCGCCCUUUUCGCAACUGCUGAACAGAGUCAGCUGAUGACCAACGGCGUACAAAACGCCAUUCAACAAGGGUAA
This is a messenger RNA of Bacidia gigantensis, 1008 nucleotides long. RefSeq lists its product as uncharacterized. Lineage: Eukaryota; Fungi; Ascomycota; Lecanoromycetes; Lecanorales; Ramalinaceae. The transcript is spliced from 2 exons. The coding region runs from base 1 to 1008 and encodes 335 amino acids. The record is from RefSeq and is a predicted model, not a curated record.